CCCGCCGUGGUUUCCUCCCAUCCGCCUCACUCCAUCCUGCCUGGCAGAGGUUAGUCGGGAGAAAGCGAAAAUGUGAUUUAUCCGCGGUUACACAAGCGGUUUUAAUAUUUGCGGUUUCUGUUUCACCGUGUGGAAACUCCGAGCGGCUGAAAGGAGCGUAUGAACCGGAGCGGCCGCUGUGUUUUGGGGGCUUCUCCAGGCGGAGGUUGUCGGACGGGACAGCGGAGCAUCGAUUGAGGACCCCGGGUUAUUCAUCACCCUCCCUUCCCUAAAGAUGCUGCCCUGCCUGCGGAGAGUCCUGCGGCCUGCCUUCUCCCUGACAGCCGAUAGAGGACUGUCCAAAGCCGGACACAGGAGCAGCCACCCACCCGCUGUCCUUCCAGACUCCACGGUGCGGCUCCCUGCGCUUGUUCAUCGAUGCUACCUGGGCACACACCCCCUGAAGGAGCCCGUGGAGCCCCUCAACUCACCCAGCGGAGCGAAGGACUUCAUUUACAGCCUGCAUCCGUCGGAGAGGAGCUGUCUGCUGCGGGAGCUGCACAAGUUCGAGUCCAUAGCCAUUGCUCAAGGGCAGCUGGAAAUUGCACCACCCACUGCAGCCCAGUUGAGAUACGUGCUGCUGCAUAACGCUCUUCCCUUUGUCGGGUUCGGAUUCUUGGACAACUGCAUCAUGAUUGUUGCUGGCACACAGAUUGAGUUAUCCAUCGGUGUGGUUCUUGGAAUUUCAACCAUGGCAGCUGCUGCCCUCGGCAACCUGGUUUCUGAUCUGGCAGGACUGGGGCUGGCUGGUUACGUGGAGGCCUUGGCGUCUCGACUCGGCAUGCAGAUUCCCGACCUGAGCCCAAAGCAGGCGGACAUGUGGCAGACCAGGGUCAGCUGUCACACGGGUAAAGCCAUUGGCGUCGGCAUCGGCUGCAUCCUCGGCAUGUUUCCUCUACUUUUCUUCUCCGAUGAUGAUGAGAAGAAGGACGGACAGAAGGAGAAGAAGGUUGAAACUCCUCCUGCUCCGACAGCCGGCAGCAAAAACUAAAACUGAUUAUUGUUCUGUGAAAACGGGCUUUUCUCCAGACUCUUCCCAUUAAACCAAACUAUUCAGAGGAUUUUACAUAAUAUGUUUGACUAAAGCACAGAAGACUGGUCAUGUGUUCAAUGCUGCUAAAUCAUCCACCAUCAUAAGACCUGCUGAUCUCAUAGGUCUAACCUUUCCUUUGAGUCGGUUCAAUCAAUAAUUACUAAGCACUGACUGUAUAGCAGAAGACGGUAACUUGGCUGACUGAACGUCCAAUGACUGUUCAAAGACGCACUUCAACAUUCAGAUGCAUUUUUUUGUUGUAAACCUGCGUCUAACUUUGCCUCAUGCAUGUACUUUAUUUUUCUGUUCCUUUUAUGCAUUGUUGCAGCUCUCUGUUUUCUAAUCAACAGAUUAUUCUACUACUUACCGGCAAUUAAGAGUUAAACACAUCAUAGAUUUUGUAUAAUUUAUUUAGAGUGUGAUAAAGUGAUGAUGUUUUAUUGACUAGCAUCACUUAACUCAAAUACUCCUAUAUUUAUAUUACCUCCAUCAGCUGAGCAGGAACUGCCUGGAGUAUAACAACACUAACACUUCCUGUACCACAGUAAUAAUGUCAGCUCUGCUGCCCUCUGCUGGACACACAUAGCAGCUAAUCUAGUCUGUUCCUUUGAUCAGUCCUGCUCAUUAUUAACCUGCGCUGUGGGGCUGAUGUCACUUAUUGUUCCCCACAGAUUAAAGUUCACUUAGAGAAAUGUUUAUCUUUUUUUGCUCUUUAUGUACAUCUCGUAUGAAGGCUUUUUAUGAAUUUAUUUCUGUCUUUAAGGUGGAAUUGAAGGAAGUGAUCAAAUUCGGUGCGGUGAAAAAGCAUUUGCCUGCUUAUAGAGUUCUCCAGCUUUUAUUGUCAGAGGUAUUGUCAGAGUAAAAUAAAAGCAGGGAGGGGGUUUAGGG
Molecule: messenger RNA, 1960 nt
Organism: Cyprinodon variegatus (sheepshead minnow)
Lineage: Eukaryota; Metazoa; Chordata; Actinopteri; Cyprinodontiformes; Cyprinodontidae
Product: transmembrane protein 65-like
Exons: 8
Coding region: 275-1030 (251 amino acids)
Biological process (GO): cardiac ventricle development; regulation of cardiac conduction
Cellular component (GO): mitochondrion
Source: RefSeq, a predicted model, not a curated record